Molecule: messenger RNA, 915 nt
Organism: Ceratosolen solmsi marchali
Lineage: Eukaryota; Metazoa; Arthropoda; Insecta; Hymenoptera; Agaonidae
Gene: 140up
Product: RPII140-upstream gene protein
Exons: 4
Coding region: 1-891 (296 amino acids)
Biological process (GO): mitochondrial respiratory chain complex I assembly
Cellular component (GO): mitochondrion
Source: RefSeq, a predicted model, not a curated record
AUGGCGUCGGGAGCCCUUCGAUGCUAUCGGGGUCAGCAACUGAGACCGCUGACACGAACGCGCAGCGGCUGCUUCGCCCAGCUGCCGCAGGAGGCGACGGUAGUGGCUGAGGCGGCGGUGGUGGCAGCGGUGGUGGCAGCGGUGGUGGCAGCGGUGGUGACGGCGGCCGGAGUCGAGGUGCCGAACCAGGUCAGCGCUAUCCCGGCACUGAUCGAAAACUGCCCGAUUUUAAUGAUGGCCGGACGGACGACUUUAGCUAUUUUGCCUUUUUUAAACUUGCAAGAUAGUCCUUAUGAUAAAGUCGAAGGUUCUACAAAGGAUAUUUAUGAAAUAGAUGAGAAUUUAACUGGAAUGCAAAGGUUAAAAAAUAUCUUUAAACCUUAUAACGAUAAUGAAUUACAUCCCACAUUAGUAUCAAUUAUGGAAUCAAGUUUUGCAAGUUUUUUUGUGGGUGGUGCAUACGGCGGUAUUAAAGGAAGCAAAUAUGCAUUGAAUGAUUUUAUAGAUAAAAAUCGUGUGACACAAUUUGCAAGUCACAUAGAUGCCAAAAGAAAAUUAAUGGAUAAUAUGAUUUUAAGUUUCGCAAAAAAUUUUACAAUUUGGGGAAUAAAAGUUGGUUUCUUUACUUCGUCAUUUAUUAUUGGACAAACGUUAAUGACAGUUUAUCAAAAUAAAACGUCAAUUUUUAAUUAUACAGUAGGCGGAAUGUAUGCAGGCGCGUUAUAUAAAAUUCCUUUAGGACCUAAAGGCAUGGUUUCGGGAGCAAUAUUUGGUAGUUUUUUUGGAUCGUUAUUUGGUGGAUUGCAGUACCUCCUUUACAAAAUUACUAAUGUCUCUGAAGAAGAUAUUACGAAGUUAAAAUAUCAAUUGUAUAUAAACCGAAAAAUGUAAGUACUCUAUAUCAAUAAUGUAAGU